Molecule: messenger RNA, 396 nt
Organism: Neurospora tetraspora
Lineage: Eukaryota; Fungi; Ascomycota; Sordariomycetes; Sordariales; Sordariaceae
Exons: 2
Coding region: 1-396 (131 amino acids)
Source: RefSeq, a predicted model, not a curated record
AUGGUUGAGAAUCUCAUCACACUUGGUAUUGUUCUUGCUGCUCUAAGGUUGGUAUGCUACAAUUGGCGAUGUGGACUCGAUGUUUGCGGCCUUUGCAUUCGCUGUUUGGGCGGCGGCAUGCAGCCUGGGAACGUCCAUUGUUGGGGUCAGUCCACGGUGUGGUGGGAUCUGACGGGGCAAGACAAGAAGGACCAAAAGACACGGCCAAUCCUACAAGAUGGAUUUCGGAGAUUGGCUCGUCCGGCAUUCGGAACGUUGGUCCGUAUGCGCGGCACUUGUACCGGCAACGACGGCGACAACCCCGGCGAACAUACGCAGACACUGCCGGAGAGAUUCGACCACGUUGCUUCCGAACCAUCGAGGUUACACACCCCCUAUCAGAGAUCACGCCAUUGA